Echinops telfairi (small Madagascar hedgehog) is the source of this 1018-nucleotide messenger RNA. Its product is annotated as olfactory receptor 51I2-like. Gene Ontology annotation, biological process: G protein-coupled receptor signaling pathway. NCBI's taxonomy places the organism in Eukaryota, Metazoa, Chordata, Mammalia, Afrosoricida, Tenrecidae. The transcript has 2 exons. The record is from RefSeq and is a predicted model, not a curated record. Gene Ontology annotation, cellular component: membrane. The coding region runs from base 1 to 957 and encodes 318 amino acids. Gene Ontology annotation, molecular function: G protein-coupled receptor activity; olfactory receptor activity.
AUGAUCCCAAUUCUACCUUUCAUCAACGUCUCCUUCUUUCAGCCCUCUGCUUUCCUGAUGAUUGGAAUCCCGGGGAUGGAGGCUCUGCACGGCUGGAUCUCCAUCCCCUUCUCCUCCAUGUACACUGUGGCCCUCACAGGAAACUGCCUGAUCCUCCUGGCUGUGAGGAGGACGCCCAGCCUGCACCAGCCCAUGUACUACUUCCUGUCCAUGCUGGCCCUCACUGAUGUGGGCCUCACCUUGUCUACACUGCCCACCACCCUGGCUGUGCUCUGGUUUGACCAGCGGCUCAUUGGCUUCAAUGCUUGCCUGGUCCAGAUGUUCUUCCUUCACUCCUUCUCUGUGGUGGAGUCCUCUGUGCUCCUGGCCAUGUCCUUUGACCGUUUUGUGGCCAUCUCAAACCCCUUGCGCUACGCAGCUGUGCUCACAAAUAAUGUCAUCAUCAGGAUUGGGAUGGCCAUUGUGGCUCGGGCCACUGUGUCCCUCUUCCCAGUGCCAUUCUUACUUAAGCGCCUGAAUUUCUGCCCUGGCAAGAUCCUCCUGUCCCACUCUUUCUGUUUCCAUGCGGAUGUCAUGAAAAGAGCCUGUGCAGACAUUACUGUCAACAUCCUUUAUGGACUCUAUGUAGUUCUGUCCACAGUGGGCGUGGACUCUUUACUCAUCGUCAUGUCCUACACCCUUAUUCUUCACACAGUCAUGGGGCUAGCCUCUCCCAAAGAGCGGGUCCGAGCCCUCAACACUUGUGUGUCUCACAUUUUAGCUGUCCUGGUUUUCUACAUCCCAGUCAUAGGGGUGUCCAUGAUCCACCGUUUUGGGAAGCAUUUACCCCACCUGGUACAUGCUCUUGUUGCCUAUGUCUACCUGGUUAUACCUCCUGUGCUCAACCCCAUCAUCUAUAGUGUCAAAUCCAAACCCAUCAGGGAAGCCAUGCUCAAGGUCCUGAAGGCAAAGGGCUAAGUCUGAGAAAACCAGAUAAAACCCACAGAAUCUGGCAGUGAAUGUGACCAAAUAAUAAGAA